Acanthaster planci (crown-of-thorns starfish) is the source of this 3272-nucleotide messenger RNA. RefSeq lists its product as uncharacterized. The record is from RefSeq and is a predicted model, not a curated record. Lineage: Eukaryota; Metazoa; Echinodermata; Asteroidea; Valvatida; Acanthasteridae. Gene Ontology annotation, molecular function: protein binding.
GCAGUACGGUUCAGCCGUGUGAAAACGAACCAUUCUCAUGUUUCCAGACAGAGCUUCACACUUUUCCAGUAUUUAGAAAUUUUCGUUUCAUCAAUGGAAGCGCCAUAGUGGCUGUGCUAGAGGGGAAGAACAACGCGUAAGAAUCAUGCUUCUCUAUGUGGAAAGUAGUGCAUUUUCGAUCCACACAUUCAUACUGCAAUGUAGUCCUGGCGACACGCUGGCCCGGAUCCGGGCUCAGCUACUGCAUAUCCUGUAUCAAAUUGGUCACGAGGACCACCAGUUCCGCAUGAGAUACAAGGGUCAAUACCUAAGAGAUGCCUACACGCUGGAGGACUACCGAAUUGGAGACCACUGUGUACUCAAGAUGGUACCCAUGGCAAAGAAACACGAGUCUUUCACAGAUGUGCGAGCUGACAGGGCCAAGCUGGGAGCUGGACAGAGCAACGAGGUCAAAAUGGCUCUCAUCCGGGAGGUCGCAAUGCUGAAAUGGAGAGAACAGAUGGUGGCCGGAUUCAGUGGCAUCCUGUCGCUGAACCGCGUCUUCACCCUGUUUGCCGGCCUGAUGUUUGUCUGGUACUUCCUCUCCCCCUACCCGCCUACGCAGUACAGUUCAUUCCUGCCCUGGGCCAUGCUGAUCUACUGCGUUGGCGUCGGUCUGAUCACGCUUUACACAUUGGAGAAAUGUCCCUCCUAUACCCACAAGUCGGGUUUCACUGGGCCGUCCAGUUUGUGGCCCCGCUUCUUCAUGGUGACAUUCCUCAUCCUGACGAUAAUCAAUUGGGGCGUGGCAGUCUUUCUGAUGAUCAGGUUUAUCCUGUCCAUCUUGGACUAUUCCUGCCUGGCGGAGGAGAGCACUGAUUCCUGCACAGUCCGUGGUUUCUGGUCAUACUUCCUGGCCAUAUUCUUCAGCCUGCACGCCAUCUACCUCUUCAUCAUCUGGUCCAUGGCGAUGUCCUUGCUCCGCAACUUCCACUUCCGUGUCGGUGAUUACCUUGAAGAGCACCUGGUGGUGACCAGAGACGUGGAGAAGGUGAUCGAGACAGCUCGGAAUGGAAGAGUGAAGGAGAAGCGUCAGGCAGCAUUUGAACUAGCCACCCUAGCCACUACGGGAGAUGACAGCAAGUUUCGCAUUGUCGCUGAGGGAGGCUUGGAGGUCCUGAUUUCUCUGGGGUUAUCAACAGACGAAGCAACCCAGGAGUAUGCCACCGAGGCCAUGGCAGAACUUCUAACUGUUCCAGUGAUCCAGGACACCUUUGUGGAGCUGGGCGGUGUCACCACCCUGACCACCCUUCUGCACUCUCACAACCCCCGCCUGGUCCAAGAAGCAGUGACCGCCAUCUCCUACAUUGUGGCCGACUCGGAGGACAACAGGCAGGCAAUCAUCGCCGACCGCGGCCUGGAGGACCUAGCCCACGCCGUCCAGGGUGGGACAGAUGUCGCCAAGCGCAACGUGGCCGGCAUCUACUUGGACUUGGCCUUCAGCCCUGACAUCAGGGCGCAGAUGACCUCACAGAAUGCGCCAACUGCAGCGCUGGUCUCCCUCUGCACCAGUAGUGACAGCGAGACACUCAGGUUGGCCCUACAGGCGCUGGAACUGGUAGCCAUCGAGAGCGCAGAUGUCAUCCUUUACCAGGAGGAGCUUCUGGACCAUCUUCUGAACAUUCCUCGGAAGUCCUCGGAUGCAGGUAUCUAUCUUCUGGCAGGCAAGAUCCUGCUGUACUUUGCUGAGAGUCCCCAGGCAUGUGAGAGAAUGCUGGCGGCACCAAACCUGAAGACUGCCUUGAACCAGUUAGCCAAAACAGGAGAUUCCAUUCUGCAGAAGGUGGUGUCCAAAGUGGUCCUCUGCACACUGGAUCAGAGGCAGACUGCUAUCAGGGCCAAGGAGCUGAAUCUCAAGGAUGUCCUGGUGUACAUUCAAGGUCACGCUGCAGAUCGAGAGGCCUGGAACAUGGCCGAUGCAGGCAUCACAUCCAUCGAGACCGUCCUGUUCAGCAGCUUUGUGCCGGGGCCGGACAGUGACCUGGGGUCCCUCCUGUCACUCAAGAAGCCCCUGUCUCCCUUCAAGAGAGAGGACGAGGAGAGAAAAGCGGCCACCACGUCGGGCGGAUCUGCUGAUGGUGGGUCCGAGGCUGGACCUAGCUUCAGCUCAGGAGCAGGACCAGACAGCACCAGCGGCAGCCGUGGGUCCCAGCAGUCCCUGAGGCCAGUGCAGAAGAGACCCGCCUCAGCUGCUUCCAAUUCAUCCACUUCAUCAUCAUCAUCAUCAUCAUCAUCGUCAUCAUCAUCAUCUUCUUCCAAAAGCAGCAAAGGGUCCAAAAAGUAAAGCAACUCAAAAAAUAAAAUAGAGGAGGUAAUACUCGGGAGAUUCUGCUUCAAUUUGGGGUCAUGUCAGACUUUUAAAAUGUUGAAGUGUUGGUGUUAACUUCAACUCCCGGAUUUCGUUUGCUUGAAGGUUUCUUAAAUUUGUCCAAAUUCACCUCUGUACGCUGUAGUGAAGGAACUUUAUAGUCGAAUUCAUCACAAGUCCAGUCGCAAGUCUUUUCACAAGUCUAGUCAUAUAAACUCAGUGGACACUGGAGUAGGAAUACUUUUGUCACAGCUCACUUAAAUGGUUUUUGACUACACUCUGAAUUAAAGACUGUGUGACUUGUGAUGGACUUGUAAUCAGCAGCUUGUUACAGAUUUUAAAAAGGUAGAGUUAAAACACCUUAAUUGCUAUAAGUAGGGAAGAUUUAUUUCCCUUGAUUUAUUCUGUCUGUUGUUCAGUCUUUACAUGGAACAUGUAAAUAACAUUUUUGUUAAAUAGUGUGAUAAGAGUGCAUGAAAUUGUCAGAUUCAUAACUCAAGUCUGAAGAAUUAUAUUUCGGAAAAAUUUAGUUUUCAACAAAAUGUACAUGUAUUUUGUAGAGUUUUUACAUGUAGAUGGCUAUUUUUUCUACAGAUUUUAUUUGUAAAUUUUGGAGAAAUGUUGUGAUUUUUCUGUAACAUAAUUCACGAUGCACUUAAAUGUUACUCGAGUCAUUCCGUCCAGUCCAUGUUCCGUCCUUGCUAGAAAUUGUUACUCAUGAGACUGGGUUAAUGAUUUAAGAAAAGGGGGGUGUGAUUUCAAGAAUUAACAUCUGGAAAUCUCACUACUCACAAGGUUAACUCAAGAUUAUCAAAAAACUGGAUGUGAAAAAAUUGUAUAGUAGAGCAUACUUAACCCUAACCCCCCAGGGACCAUUGAAAUCCUGCAUAACCUUGUUGGGUUCAGUAUGGUUAGGGUUACCCGA